Cryptococcus wingfieldii CBS 7118 is the source of this 297-nucleotide messenger RNA. Its product is annotated as mitochondrial import inner membrane translocase subunit TIM13. The transcript is spliced from 5 exons. NCBI's taxonomy places the organism in Eukaryota, Fungi, Basidiomycota, Tremellomycetes, Tremellales, Cryptococcaceae. The record is from RefSeq and is a predicted model, not a curated record. The coding region runs from base 1 to 297 and encodes 98 amino acids.
AUGUCUUCUUUCUUUGGAUCUGGCGCCGCUGGUACUGCCGACAUGGCCAACCGCAAGGAGCAGAUGAAGCAGUCUAUCCAACAAGAGCUCGCUAUCGCCAACGCCCAGCAGCUCAUUAACAAGAUCAACGAAAACUGUUUCGCCAAGUGCGUCACCAAGCCUUCUACCGAAUUGACUGGUUCUCAAGAAACUUGUCUAUCCCAAUGUAUGGGUCUUUACAUGGCCGCCUUCGACCAGGUGUCUCGAUCGUAUGUCCAGAGGAUAUCGAAGGAGAGGGGAGGUCUUCCCGGUCUCUAA